Molecule: messenger RNA, 1538 nt
Organism: Paralichthys olivaceus (Japanese flounder)
Lineage: Eukaryota; Metazoa; Chordata; Actinopteri; Pleuronectiformes; Paralichthyidae
Product: tumor protein p53-inducible nuclear protein 2
Biological process (GO): autophagosome assembly; positive regulation of DNA-templated transcription
Cellular component (GO): autophagosome; nucleus
Source: RefSeq, a predicted model, not a curated record
GUGAUUGGCUGACGCCUGAUGUGACGCGGCCUCGUUGGGCGGGGCUCGGCGCUGACGUCGCGGGGCGCAGGGAGGACUCUCCGACACAAACAAGUUCGAGGUCAAAACAAAGUGUGAGGAGCUGCAGCAGAGCCGCAGAGCUUCCGAACCGCAGGCGGCCACACCCAACACAGACGAUCUCCUGCUCGACCAGAGUGAAGCAGAGGCAUAAAGAUGAUCGGAAAGAUUCUGUCUCAACUGCUCUGGAACACAGACGAGGACUUUGAGGGAGCAGAGGACGGUUUUGAGGAGCUGAUGGAGUUUGAGGAGGGAGGAUGGGUCAUUGUUAAUCUCCCAGAGAACGGGUCGCUGUCAGUCCCUGAGAUGGAUCCACUCGAGAACCUGCUGAUCGAGCACCCGAGCAUGUCUGUCUACCAGAUGAGACCCAGGAUGAGUGGGGAGGAGGAGGAGGAGGAGGAGCAAGGCUCUGACGAAGACGAAGAGGACACCCCCAGGCCGGUGGCAGUGAGGCAGCGUAUUUCUUGGCGCUUGGCUGCCUGGGGAAUCCCUCUGCCCUGCAACAUCCAGCUGCUGGCUGUCCAGAGGGCCAGGACUCAGGCUGAGCGGAAGAAGCUGAGCCGCAGCUCCCUCCACAGGCAGAAUUUAGCCAAGCUGCGAUUCUCCCCAGCAGAGAAGCGCUACGGCCACUUCAAGCAGCCCUGCCAGCGCCUCUACAACUACUAACAAGCAGUAGUGAAACUGCUUUGUGAGAGAGGGUGUGUCUCAGGUUGCCUCCACCACAGCCCAGUGAGCAGCAUGGUGCCUCGACUCUGAAAUACUCUGGUUUCACUGCAACACUGUAACAGUUUUUCAUUUUGACUUUAACGUUGGCAGCCAUCACAUCUGAAAAUGCUGAGAACAAUGAACCUCGAUCUCCUGAUAUCAUGAGCGACCGUCAGUUCCUCACAAAACAUUAAAAAACGUGUGAAGUUACUAUUCAAAGAUAGGCACGUGUACAUUUUGGAUGAGAACAUUUGAGUUGUGUGACUUGUUUGGAUUGUUUUGGUGUGAAGUUAUUACUUUUGAAAUGUGUGACACUGUUCUAAUUAGAAAAAAUCUUUCCUGUAGAAUUCUUUGCUCUGACGUAUGAUGCAGUUUGAUGCUGGCAGACUGAGUGGUUAGUCCACGGUUGUAUUCUAUGUGAUUUAUAUUAUGUGCCUUAGCUUUAGAUGUUCUUGUGACAAGUAUAUUAAUGGCUACUUUCAUACCAUGUGCACCUGUACAGUAUCCAUAUCAUGUGAAAUAUUAUCUCUGAAUUCCCUAAAAUAAAUGUUAUUUGUUUGCAAUAGAUUCAUUUUAGGGGAUAAUUACAAAACCACUGUUUAAGUUUUGUAUUAAGUGUACCGUUAUGUACUUUGAUGGUACCCACCUUUUUCAAUCCACGCAAAUUGUUUAUUUUUGACUCACACGUGUAAAUACAGUUGAAUAUUAUGUUUUUCUAUUUUGUGUGUAUUUAUAAAAAUGUACAAAAAAACGUAAAAUAAAUCUUGUUUUCUUAA